Messenger RNA from Pelmatolapia mariae (spotted tilapia), 2783 nucleotides. It is a transcript of the gene arid6, whose product is annotated as AT-rich interaction domain 6. Gene Ontology annotation, biological process: regulation of transcription by RNA polymerase II. Gene Ontology annotation, cellular component: nucleus. The transcript is spliced from 5 exons. Bases 424 to 2205 code for a protein of 593 amino acids. Gene Ontology annotation, molecular function: transcription cis-regulatory region binding. Lineage: Eukaryota; Metazoa; Chordata; Actinopteri; Cichliformes; Cichlidae. The record is from RefSeq and is a predicted model, not a curated record.
GUAUUCAUCAUUUAGUAUUUCUCAGUCUCUAGUCACCUUUGUUGUAGAGCUGUUGUGUAGUUGUCAGUGCUCAUUUUUGUUUAAUCAUGGAGAGAAAACAAGCAGUGCGACGAUAUAGUAGGAAUUAGGGAAUGGAAGAGAGCACUGGCAACCCUUUAGGUCGUAUAUCAAUGGGACAAAAAUAGCAAAUCUGAGGGGACGAGUUUUAUUUUACUGAGUUAAGUGCAAACAUAAUUAACCUCUGAUAUAUAAUCAGAAAUCAGAAUGUAUUUGGGGAUCAUUAGUCAUGAGGAUGAGGCAUUGUCACUCAGGAACCUCACAUAGAGGUGUUUAUCAUAUUUCACACAAAUAACACACAAGUAACAAAAGUUCACAGCAUAAAAUAUUUUCUCCUGUUAACUGCAUUUCCAGAUACAAGUGAACAUGGCACACAAUGAAUUCAAAGAGGAGCGAACCAAAGAACUGGUGGAGGAGAUCACAGAGGAACAAUUUCUCAAAGAUCUCUACCUUUUUAUGAAGAAGAGAGAUACACCAAUAGAAAGGAUCCCACAUCUUGGCUUCAAACAAAUUGAUUUAUUUGUCAUGUUCAAAACUGUCAAUGACUUGGGUGGCUACCACCAGGUGACUGCUCAGCAAUUGUGGAAACAGGUUUACAAUACACUUGGUGGAAACCCUCGAAGUACAAGCGCAGCCACCUGCACCCGCAGACACUAUGAGAAGCUGCUGCUGCCCUAUGAAUGCCACGUGAAAGGCAUUUCCAUCAGGUCCAUGCUGCCUCAUCAUCAGCCAAAGCCAUUCCACUUUGUUGCCGGCUACAGUAAAGAAGAAGAUGACGGUGUCCAGAGACCAGCGAAACGCAGGCUGGUAUCCGUACCACAGAACCCUCAUAACCUCCAGACAGACCAACACGGAAAUCUCUUCCCUCUGUCUGUCCACUACCCUCCCUACUAUCAGCCAAGCCCCACAGUUCUGCCUCCCUACAUCCCUAUGCCCCCCUCAAUAUUGGCCACACAACACCCCCCUGCUCCCAAGCCCCAAUUCCCUUACAGUCAACCUUGUGUAAACUCAACAGAGAGGGUGAAGGAACCAUUAGAGCACCUGCGUUACCUGGCUGAGCGGUACAAGACCUCAUCCGGACUGGCUGAGCCCCUGAACCUCAGCGUUAAAUCAUCAGCCCGGGACAUCAGCAACAACCCUGUUUCAUCAUUUGCUCCACCUUCAGCCAGCAAGAACCCAAAGUUUUUGAACAAACCAUCCACACUAUACGCCCAUCAUCAUACUGGGGCCCUGACAAAUGAAGGCUCUGAGACACAAGAUGGCGAGUCAAGUGAUGGAGUUGCACCCUCUCCUUAUACCAUGAAAGCACAGGAGGAACAAGUUAUUGAUGUCGAUGUUACAGCACCCUCAAGCAGCCCCGUAUAUGACUCUGCUCUGCCACUGGGAACAGAGGCUGCUGCAGUGGCACAAAAACCCUGUUUUCCAAACACAGACCUUGCAGUCACGCCAAAAGAAGAGACAAAAGUUAUUCCAGAAGUGAUGGGGCUCAAUCUUAGCCAAAUACUGUCCAGUCUCCCUCAAAAGAAGGAUGGCAAAAUGGAAAUUGAGUUACCCCUGUCAGUGUUUCACAAAUUGCUCAAGAUGUGCAAGUCCUCAGCAAUGAUGCAUGAAAGUAAGGUUCCUCAGCCUACUCAGGAAGGACACCCUGCAGAAAGAAAUUGGCCCAACGCAAACACUUUCCCUACAAACCUGACAUUUCACACGAAUCCCCAACGCCAGAGUUCUGCUGAAGAUCUAACAUUCAGAAAUGUGCCAAACCUCAGUCACAACAAUAAAAGCCAAAACCAAUUCAUGAGCUACAAGCCUUUGCCUUCAGGCGCCAUUUUAAAAAAUACAGUAAGCCAGGAUGUCUUGUCAGUUGAUCAGCAGGAUAUUAAUAAGUCAUACAACUCCAAGUCACCCAAUUUCUGGGGUGCCCAUAAGAGAGAGACCCAGUCAUCCCCCAUUGAAGUGGAAAGCAGCCCUAGUCCCCCCAGGACUCAGCAAGACUUUGCUUAUAAAUUCUACGCAGACGUCCAGGGAGGGAAGCAGCAGACGGAGACGGAGCCCUCAGCUAUGCUCAUGGUCAAUUCCAGCUCUGCUCCUCUCUUUCAGCUCACCACUGAAGAAGUCAUGAAGCUGAAAAAAAUCAUCUCAAGCUCAUUGUAGAGACCAGUUAAGACAAUACCACAAACACACCAACACCAUGUUAAAGCUGGCUCAUGCUCAUGUGCAUAUUGUAUCAUAUUACAGCUCUAUAUUUUGCAUAUACAUCGGGUUCAUUUCCAAUCAAUUUGUAUCAGCUGAACACAAAAAAGGAAUACAAGCAUUCAUUCAAAUCUGCUUGAUUUAAAGAUAAUCUGCGCUAUUUUUGUGUGUUUUGCACUGAAAUAUUGAUUGCAUUUAACACUUCAGUCUCAUUGUUGUGCAAUCUUGUUUAAAGCACAUGAAGUAGAUUUUUCCUAUUUGUUAAUAGUGUUUGUUUGUUUUUUACACCAGUUAUAUUGUGAAAUGAAUCUGUUGAAACAAUAAAUUCUUUUUGUAAACCUUUCCCAUCUGGAGACAGUUUUAUUUUUGAAAGAUGUGUAAGCCAUAACUGCAAUGCUCUACACAUUUACAUGUAGUGAACACUAUUUUAUCCUUCCAUUUUGUGAAUCAUUUCUCUUAAUCCUCUUUUUUCACUUGUUUUUAAAGCAUGACGCUAUAUCUGAACUUUCCUAUUCAAAUGUUAGAUUUACUUGUUCCUU